Molecule: messenger RNA, 558 nt
Organism: Trypanosoma grayi
Lineage: Eukaryota; Euglenozoa; Kinetoplastea; Trypanosomatida; Trypanosomatidae
Exons: 1
Coding region: 1-558 (185 amino acids)
Source: RefSeq, a predicted model, not a curated record
AUGCCUCAUCUGAUGAUGUCUACUGCUGUGCCGGCGAAGCUGAAGGGGUUUAGCAUGCAGUUCACUUGUACAGAGAUGCUUCAUUGGGACGAAUACCGUGAGGUGUAUGGAGUGCCAGACAACACGGGCAAAAUGAUGGAGAUUUUUGCGACCAAGGUGGAGGCACUGUUCAGCGGGCACAUGUUCACCAGCCAGAACGCGAUUGUAACGGCGUGCUCUGUCGCUUUGGACCCAGCAUUGAGUGGGUCCACUGUGCAGAACUUUUGUUCCGAGAUGCAACAUUGGGACGACUACAGAGAAGGGAAUAAAAUUGUGGACGGUGUUCAAUCGAUGAGGGAGAUUUUCUAUCCCAGGUGUUUUGCCGGGUACGAUAUCUAUGUCCUCGAUACUAAGAAAAAACUUCGAGCGUGGAAGGUAAUGUGUCUCACAGCCACACGUGAUACGUACGACAAUGACUGGCAGCCUCUGUGCACGGAGAUGAUCCACUGGGAUGACUGCCAAGAAUCGUCUGGCGUGGAACCAAAUCCAAGGCUGGGAAUCCUCUUUGGAAAGCGGUGA